Messenger RNA from Zophobas morio, 705 nucleotides. RefSeq lists its product as uncharacterized. The transcript is spliced from 3 exons. The record is from RefSeq and is a predicted model, not a curated record. Bases 1 to 705 code for a protein of 234 amino acids. NCBI's taxonomy places the organism in Eukaryota, Metazoa, Arthropoda, Insecta, Coleoptera, Tenebrionidae.
AUGGAUAGAAGUCCGAAGAACAGCAGAAGACAGGAUUGUAUGGACAAAGGUGCUAAAGAAAAACAACAAAGAAAAUAUUUACAAAAUAUCACUUCUGAUAUUAAGAGAGAUCCAAAAAAGUUUUGGACGUUUAUUAAAACUAAAUCGAAUCAUGCAUGUAUUCCAGCUAAUAUAUUUUACAAUGAUAACGAACUUUCCAACUCUCAAGACAUUGCUGACGCGUUUGCGCAUUUUUUUGCCAGGUCUUUUCAUUCUGUUAGUAGCACCUCAUCAAAUACGUCCGUUGAUAGUGAUCUUGUGAGUGCGUUAAAUCAAAAUAUAUUAGAUGUUAGAAAAACUAACGAGUCUGAAGUGCUUACAGCCAUCAAGAAAUUAAAGCCGACGUUAACCGCUGGGCCCGAUGAGGUUCCGUCAUUCUUUGUGAAAAAUUGUGGCAUAAUUUUUGCUCCUCCACUAACAGUUAUAUUCAACUUGAUUUUGGGUAAUUCAAAAUUUCCUGACAAAUGGAAGUUAUCUAGGAUUUUGCCUAUUCAUAAAAAAGGAAGCACUGCGGAAAUCAGUGAAUAUAGGCCAAUUGCUUUGAUCAACAACUUUGCUAAACAUGGUUUCAUUAAAGGAAGGUCGACUGUCACGAAUUUGAUGAUCAAGACGCAAUAUAUCUCUGGAAUGUUUGACAAACAUCUUCAACAAGUGGAUUGCUUUUGA